Messenger RNA from Sclerotinia sclerotiorum 1980 UF-70, 885 nucleotides. RefSeq lists its product as hypothetical. The coding region runs from base 1 to 885 and encodes 294 amino acids. Gene Ontology annotation, molecular function: oxidoreductase activity, acting on the CH-OH group of donors, NAD or NADP as acceptor. The transcript is spliced from 2 exons. Lineage: Eukaryota; Fungi; Ascomycota; Leotiomycetes; Helotiales; Sclerotiniaceae. The record is from RefSeq and is a predicted model, not a curated record.
AUGUCAGAUACACAAUUACCUUCACGGCCUGUCAUAGAGCCGCGGGUCUACGAAGGUAAAUUGGCGAUUAUAACCGGAUCCGCCAGAAGUAUUGGUGCUGGAAUAGCUAGAAAGUUAGCCAGCAAAGGCUGCAAUAUCAUUAUCAACUAUGCCACUACCGCCUCCGACACGGCAGCAGCUACUCUCAAAGCCGAACUCGAGUCGACACAUUCCAUAAGAGCAACCACUGUUCGGGCAGACAUCAGUACCUCGUCUGGUUGCGAGCAGAUUAUCGCUGCCGCCAAAGAAAAUUUCACAAAUCCUAUUACCGGAGCACUGCAGAUCGACAUCCUGGUGCACAAUGCCGCAGUAUUAUAUGUCGGGCCCCUUGAAAGUGUCAUAGAGAAAGAAUUCCACCAUAUCUACGCUGUAAAUGUGCUAGGUCCAACACUAUUGACAGCAGCUUGCAAGCCAUUUUUACCAACUGAUCGGUCCGGCCGCAUUGUGAUGAUGUCUAGCAUCAAUCCCAAGAUCGGAACGCCAAACACGACCUUGUACUCGGGGACGAAAGCGGCGAUGGAAGCGAUGACUCGUGUCUGGGCCAGAGAAUUGGCAGAGAAUGCCACAGUUAAUGCUAUCAAUCCCGGACCUGUGAUGACUGACAUGUAUUUGUCUGCUCCGGAGGAAGUCAAACAAGGAUUGGCGUUAUGGAAUCCAUUGACGCCAUUGGCCCCUGUUAGAGAAACAGAUAGCCCGGAAGUCAAAGAGUUAGGUGAGCGGCUGGGCGGCAGAGCGGCUUAUGAUCAUGAGAUUGCAGGCAUGAUUGCAAUGAUCUGCGAUCCAGAUUCAUCGUGGAUGACGGGGAGUCUUUUGAGUGCUAAUGGUGGACUAUCUUUUAGUAUGUGA